Molecule: messenger RNA, 2433 nt
Organism: Aspergillus niger
Lineage: Eukaryota; Fungi; Ascomycota; Eurotiomycetes; Eurotiales; Aspergillaceae
Exons: 4
Coding region: 1-2433 (810 amino acids)
Biological process (GO): nuclear envelope organization
Cellular component (GO): nuclear envelope; meiotic nuclear membrane microtubule tethering complex
Molecular function (GO): protein-membrane adaptor activity
Source: RefSeq, a predicted model, not a curated record
AUGCGCAACCUGGUUUAUCCUAAAUAUCACGUGCUUGAAUCCCUUAACCGCCCCUGCGACGCUGUGGAUCGGCAUUCCACCCGCGUCUUUUCGCGCCGUGUCGCUUUCGCGCUUGAAGGUCGACAAUUACCCCGGAUUGCUAUCGAUACAUCUGAAUUGGUCAUCCUGGUCGCAGCCAUAGUUGCUUUGGCAUCUCCAGCCCUCGAUUUAUGCCUAAGGCUGCAAGCGUCUUAUUCAGUUCCAUCUUCUCACACUAACAGAAACAUCAAGCCGAUUCUUCUCCGCAUUGAACUUCCAAUGCCUGCUAGACGCGGCGCCACCAGGCGCGCGGGGUCUACUCGCUCCGACAUAGGGAGUGCGUCGACGUAUUUUCAGUCCAAACUGGGUCCGGAAGCAAGGACACAGGCUCUGCCAAACCUUCCAACCAAGCAGUCGUUCGCUUAUGGAUCUGCUGAGACGCCAAUCCUCCCGCGGGAGCUCAAGAUUCAGCCUCAUAUGGAUCUGACCGAGAUGGCCGACGCGAUCGACAAGGGAAUCGAGGAUGCUAAGGAUCGACAGAUGAAAGAGAAAGAAACCACCCAGGACAAAUCUCGUCGACAGAAGUCCCCUUCUAUUACCCGUUCCCCGGUUCGGCGGAGUCGACGGGAGCCGACCCCGGAUGAGUUGCAGCUUCUCGACAACCUGCGCGAGGCAACCAAGUCUCCUACUCCUGUACGGGGCAACUACAGCAACAACGACCAAUCCACCGCCACCCCCACGCCUCCUAUCCCGCACACUCUUUCUACCGCCUCAAGUCCUGCGCAGUCUCUACCUGUACCCAGAUAUCCCCACGUACCAGCCGAAAACCUGUAUCCAUCUCCUAUGGGGCGGUUUGGCCCACAAUUGCACGACGGGCCACCGUUAGGAAGCUCCCCGCUACCGGACGACUCGUCGUUAUAUUCGUUCACCGUUGAGCGAGCCAUCAACUCCGAUGAAUUGACACGGACGCUUUCCGAUGGAAAGAAUAUCAAGGCACCCCCUCGUCGAUUUUCCGGACUGGCUUUUGCCAACGAGCCUAUUCACGAAGAAGAAGAGCCGGACUCAAGGCUUCUGAAAACAAAAUCGAGAUCGCCCUCCCUACAGCCUAGCUACGAGGACUUCCAGAUAGAGCCUUCACCAGAGCCGGAGCCACAGUCGGAACCCGAGUCUGUGCAAGAGCUGGAACUAGAGCCUACGCCGGAGCCAGAGCCUAUUCCAGAGCUGGAGCCUAUGCCAGAGCCUACGCCGGAGCCGGAGGUUAUCAGAGAGAAGUCUCCUGCAGCCCAGUUUACCGCGCCCACAAAGACACUUAUCCCUAAUGCAUAUGCACGGAGGACUCCAUCACAAGAACCAUCAGUGGAUGAUGGCCAGCAAAAUAUUCGUCAGACAGGCCAGUCCUGGUCCUGGGUAGGAAGUCUAUCAGCACAGCUGCCCAGCGUAUCUACAGUCGCUCGUAUACUCGCAGGAAUAGCUUUGGCAGCAGCGACAGUUUACCUGGUUGCCUUUGGCGGCAUUCCCUCCCUUUCUCGACCGCCACAGUAUAUUCCGAUGGAUGAAAACAACAUGCUAGCAGUCAGCAGCCUUACGGACCAGAUGUCUCGAAUUGGGGCGCAGGUAUCAUCACUGGCGAAGGAAAUGCGCACCGUCAAAUGGGAUGUGAACGAGGUGCAAUCGGAGGUGCGAUCAUCACCCACUCCGAUCAUGCCGCCAAGCAGAGGAAGCACCGAUCUUGGUCCUCCAACGGAGCAAAAAACAAACUUUCUGAGCAUUGGACUAGGAGUUAUUGUUAUUCCAGGUCUCACAAGUCCAACAGUCGGACACAAGCUCAGUGCUUGGCAGUGGGCAUAUGUUAAUCUAUGGAGAGGUAGUCAUUAUCGUCCCGCAUCACCACCGCUCGCGGCUUUGGUUCCCUGGGAAGAUUAUGGAGAUUGCUGGUGCAGCACACCCCGGGAUGGCAUGUCGCAGAUUGGCAUUGACCUAGGCCAAAAGAUUGUACCGGAGGAAGUAGCCGUCGAACACAUGCCAAAGACGGCUACAUUGAAGCCCGAAAAUGCCCCCCGGGAGAUGGAGCUCUGGGCCCAGUACGUACUCGUCCAGAAGGGAACCAGCCGACCUGCAAGAACGCAAGCGGAGCGAUUUUCCAUCCACAAGCCGAUUAUGGACGCCCUCCGGUCCGCGUGGCCCACCGAGGAUCCGACUGCGUACUCUGAUGAUCCGCUCCUAGGACCGACAUAUUACCGAGUCGGGAAAUUCACAUACGAUAUCCACGGCUCGCACCACGUGCAGCGAUUCGAACUAGACGCGGUGAUCGACUCCCCAGAAGUUCGGGUGGACAGGGUUGUAUUUCGGGCCACGUCGAACUGGGGCGGCAAUCACACGUGUAUCUAUCGACUGAAGCUAUUCGGUCAUGUAUAG